This is a messenger RNA of Paramecium pentaurelia, 2425 nucleotides long. NCBI's taxonomy places the organism in Eukaryota, Ciliophora, Oligohymenophorea, Peniculida, Parameciidae. The record is from the annotation of a GenBank genome assembly.
AUGAUUGAAUAAACCAUAAAAUUCCACUUAAUGUUAGGUUUCCUUAUUCUUCCUGACAUAAUUAAAGGCAUACUAGAGAGCUAAAUCUCUAUUUUGAUAUGUUCAACAUUACUAUUUACCCUAUAAAUUGGUAAAAAUACUUAUAUUGAUGAUUAGUAUAACUUAUAUUGAUAGUUAAAUGUAAAAAAUAUGAGGAUUCAACUUGCUUCAUCCUAUUCAGCUAUAAUGUCAUUCAGCUUUUACAUUAUGGUACUCAAUCCAUCUGGCUAACAUUUUGUCUUUUACAAAUUUAUAAAACUAAUAAGGUGUAAUUACAAAAAUACAGUAAAGCUGUAUUAGUAACACUAAGCAUAAUAUUAUUUUCAUUUUCUUAUUAAGGUAACAUAGUUUAUUCAGAAUUUUAAUCAAUCAUUUAAUGUGUUGCAUUUUUACUGUAUGAAUUAAAAUAAGUGGAUGGUCAAAUUUCCAUUAUUGAGAUGGCUGAAAAUGAAAUUCUACAAGAAUUAAAGAAACAAAUGAUUGUUAAAAUAUUUGAUUCAAAUUAUAGGGACAUUACUCCAAAGAACAAAAUAUAAUUAGAAAUUAAUUCUUAUGUAUAAAUAACUUAAAAUACUUAAUUGGAUGAACAUCUUCAAUUUUAUAUAAAAUGUUAUUAGGACUAAGAUUUUACAAGCAGUCCUGAUUAAAAUUCAAAUAAAUCAUAAUAACUUGUAUUUCAAGAUUGCUAUUCUUUAUUGGAAUUUAUAAAUGGUUAAGAAUUAAUUUAAAGCAAUGACUAUAAUCAUUAUAUAGCAUCUUCAGUAGAUACUUAAAAGAAUAUCAAAUAAAAAUUUGUAGUUAUGCAUAAAUCCAUAAAUUAAGGAAAUUUAUAAAUAUUAUCAUUUUUGAAGAUAGAUAACUUCAUGAUAAAAUAAACAAAAAAAAAGUUUCAUUAAUUUAAAAAAUCAUUUACUGAUCUUUUUGCUCAUAAAUUAAAAACUCCUUUAAAUGCUACAUUGGGAUUUCUUUCUUCAGCCUAUAAUAGUAUUGAUGUGGAUAAUUAAACAAAAUCGAAUUUUAUUAAACCAGCUUAUAUUAAUUCAAAAUUGCAAUAUUUUUAAAUUUCAGAUUUAUUGGAAUUCUUAAGUACUCAGACAGAUAAGAUUAUAUUUUAAUCUAGUAAGAUAUAUAUGAGAUAAUUUUUGUAAUAAUUAUCAGAAUUGAUUGAAUCUUAAUGUAUAAAUAAAAGAAUCCUAUUUUAAGUCUUUGUUGAUUAGAUUCCAUUGUAAAAAAUUGAGAAGUAAUAAUUAUGAUAAUAUUGAUUAGUUUCUAUAUUAUAUCAGAUGUUAUUAAAUUGGAAAGAGUAUUAUAUAAUAUUUUGAAUUUUUCUUAUAGACAUACACCUUCUGGAGGUUAAAUAAAUUUGAAUAUCAAUUUUAAUCAAGAACGUACAGAAAUAUAUUUUAGUAUUGAUGGGAGUGGAGAUGGAUUUAGUGAUGAGGAUAUUGAAAAUAUUAAUUUAUGGAUUAAAUAAUAAUGUGAUUUUCAAUUCAAAAAAUAACACUUAGUAAUUAAAAAGGAAUUGAAAAUGUCAUUGAAGAUUACAAAUAAUUUAAUCAAUAUUUUAAGUUCUUAAGAAUAACAUUUAGAAGUUGCUUAAUCUGAAUUAGGUGUAGAAUUUAGAUUUAAACUUAACAUCAAAGAAAGUAAGACAGUAGAAAGUUAAUAAGAUAUAUAAUCUGUUGGAGUUAUGCUUAGAUAAAGAAGUUUAAAAAAUAUGAAGAGCUCUUAAAAUAAUUGUGGAACCAAUAAAUCUAUAUUCUCAUCUAAAGAUACCAAUAUAUAAUUGUAUACAUUAAAUGUGAUUGAUGAACCUUAAGCCAAUUAACCAUUAACAAAUAAGAUUCAUAAUAACAAAUGGUAAAGGAAAAACAAAAACUAAAAGUCUUUAUGUUCUUCAUUGAUAAAUAAAGGUUUGAUUGAUACAGAUAAAUUAAUUUUGAUUGUGGAUGAUGAACCAUUCAACCAUGACACUUUGAUUUUAUUGAUGAAAUCUAUGGGAUAUAAAAAUUUUCUUAAAGCAUUUAAUGGAUAAUAAGCUGUUGAAAUGGCUUAAGAAAAUUAAUAGAAUAUUUUAUUGAUUCUUAUGGAUUUAGAUAUGCCAAUUAUGGGAGGAAUUGAAGUAUUUAUAUUAUCUAUUUAUUAGGCUACAAAAAUAUUAGUAUAAAUGAUGAUUGAUUUAGAAAUGACUUAUGUACCAAUAAUAGGUUGUACAGCUCAUGAUGAUAGGGAAACAUUAGAUUUAUGUAUUGAGGUUGGAAUGCUCCAUGUAGUAUAGAAACCAGUCUUUGUAAGAACUUUACGAGAAGCAUUUUAACAUAUUAUUCACAAUGAAGAUUUUAAAAAGAAAUCAUAAUAUUUCUAAACUUCCUAGUUGUAAAUUUGA